AUGAUACGAAUUGUUUUUUUCAACACAUGGCUGCUUUUAUCAACCAUUAAACAAAUAUCAGCUAUUUCCUACAAUCAGCCAAAAAUUUGUUCAAAUGCAUCGUGGAACUCAACCGCUAUAACUGUUGCGGAUAGCACCACAAUCGGUCAAUAUCCUUUUGCGACGUUUGUCGAUACAAACAACACUAUCUAUGUGUCCACUCGAACAAAUAAUUCAAUUAUUGUAGGGCAAAAUGGAAAUUUUGCACUCCCAAUAAAUAUAUCCAUUGAGAAUUUCUACUAUUCACCUAGUCUCUUCGUUACAGAUGCUUACGAUAUCUAUGUCGAUAGUGGACAAACAUAUUAUCAAGUGGGCAAUUGGUCGUCAAAUUCAACGGGCAGUGUGCCAGAAAUGUAUGAAUGUGCAGGCUGUUGGGGCCUCUUUGUCGACAUCAGAAAUUACCUUUAUUGUUCGGUGUAUGUCAAUCAUCAAGUUGUCUCAAAAUCAGUAAAUGACUCUUCAAACAUUUGGGAUAUUGUUGCUGGUACAAAUAUCUCGGGAAAUACGUCAUUUGCACUUAAUUAUCCUCGUGGAAUCUACGUUGAUGUUUAUCUUAAUCUGUAUGUGUCCGACAGCAAGAACAAUAGAAUUCAAAAGUUCUCAUCAGGACAAUCAAGUGGAAUAACUUUAGCAGGAAAUGGAGCAGCAAAUACCAUCGUACUUGAUGGGCCCGCUUCGGUUGUUCUUGAUGCUGAUGGGUAUCUCUACAUAGUAGAUUCGAAUAACCAUCGUAUUAUAGGUUCAGAUGUGAACGGUUUUCGAUGUAUAGCUGGAUGCUCAGCCGCUGCUGGUACCACGCCGACUAACUUAUGGUAUCCGACAACUCUUAGCUUUGAUAGUUAUGGAAACCUAGUUGUCACUGAUCAAUACAAUAAUAGAAUUCAAAAGUUUAUCAUAGCAACAAACACAUGUGCGACACCGACUACCGUUACAACAACAAGUAACGCGAUGACAACAUCGCUGACCCUCUACUGA
Molecule: messenger RNA, 1014 nt
Organism: Adineta ricciae
Lineage: Eukaryota; Metazoa; Rotifera; Eurotatoria; Adinetida; Adinetidae
Source: the annotation of a GenBank genome assembly